GGUGGACUGAUAUGACCAGGGUAGGUGUCUGUCGAGACGAGAUCGCCACGGCCUCUAGCGAGCAUAAGAGCUACAUCAUCCUGUGGACCAGCAGCGUCCGGCAUCGGCGAGACUCUCGAGCAUAAGUUACAGCAAGAUACGCCGCCAAGUCGUCUCGUAAAUCCCAUGUCCUGUUCCUCUUCUAUAUCUUGACAUCUCUGGCCAUCGAUAGCCGGCUCGAUUAUUUCAAGAGUCCUCAGAACAAAAAUCGAAUCGUCCUCUGUCAGUCCUCCUGGCCGCCCCAGAUUUAUCAGUCACAUCCGAUACGAGGCAACAUGAACGGCCAAUCCCAAAAGCCUGUCGCGGGCGUGGUCCGUCUCAGAGAGAUGCUCUCAGAUCCUUCUCGCACAGUCGUGGCUCCAGGAGUAUACGAUGGCAUCAGCGCUCGGCUUGCCCUUGCAGCAGGUUUCGAUUGCUUGUAUAUGACCGGUGCUGGCACCAGCAUGUCCAAACUCGGAAUGGCAGACCUGGGAAUUGCCUCUUUCCCGGAAAUGCUCUCCAACGCCUCCAUGAUCGCUUCCAUCAACCCGUCGGUCCCCGUGAUCGCAGAUGCAGAUACUGGUUACGGGGGACCGAUCAAUGUCGCCCGCACAGUUCAAAGCUACGCCCGUGCCGGCGUCGCGGCGCUGCAUAUCGAGGACCAAGUCCAGGAGAAGCGAUGCGGGCAUUUGUCGGGGAAGCUUCUUGUGAGUCGUGAGGUGUAUUACAAUCGACUUCGAGCGGCGUGUAAAGCGAGAGAUGAAGGGAGGGACGACAUCGUCAUCAUCGCCAGGACAGACGCGAGGGCUGGGAAGGACACGGAAGGUAACGGCGGUUUCGAGGAAGCGAUCGAGAGGUUGAAGAUGGCGGCGGAGAUUGGAGUGGAUGCGUUAUUCUUCGAGGCGAUUCAGUCAGAAGAGGAGAGCAAGCAAGUCAUCGACAGGCUGCCUAAGAUUCCGGUGCUGUUGAACAUGGUCCAGGGAGGACGGACGCCGCUCGUCAGUAAUGAGGAGGCGAACAGGUUGGGCUUCAGGAUCGUCAUCUGGCCAUGCAUUGGGAUGGAAGCUGUCGUGCCCGCUUUGAGGCAGGCGCUGGAGAGUUUGAAGACGACAGGAAAGCCGCCUGCAGAACAGAAGAUGGGUCCGGGCGCACUGUUCGAGACCUGCGGGCUGAAAGAUCUGAUGGCAUUCGAUGCGAGUGUCGGUGGCAAAGCAUAUCAAUAG
Molecule: messenger RNA, 1241 nt
Organism: Zymoseptoria tritici IPO323
Lineage: Eukaryota; Fungi; Ascomycota; Dothideomycetes; Mycosphaerellales; Mycosphaerellaceae
Exons: 2
Coding region: 315-1241 (308 amino acids)
Molecular function (GO): catalytic activity
Source: RefSeq, a predicted model, not a curated record